AAUUAUCCCCAUGAUUUCUACACUAUAAAAACACCUUCCACUAUCACUCUUUUCUCUAAUCCAAAUCACAAUUUCCGAUUUCUUUUACAUUUUCAUCUCUUUAUCUCUAUCGAUAUGAAUCAUUCUCAUAAUCCUUUCGCCGCUGCCGCUCCCACCGCCGUGUCUCCUGCGCCCGACCUCAGAAUCCAAUUCGGAUCCCUUUACAUUCCGAAGAAAAACUCGUUCGGACCACAAGGAGAAGACGCUCACUUCAUUUCUACACCAGACAAAGUCUUCGGAGUCGCGGACGGCGUCGGCGCUUGGGCAGACGAAGGCAUCGACUCUGGCGAGUACGCCAGAGCAUUGAUGGCCAACUGCGCCGCCGCGGCAAAGGCGGACAUCGAUGCGGAUCCGAGGAGGAUUCUUACGAAAGGCUACAUGAAAACGAAGAAAAUUCUGGGAUCCUCAACAGCCUGUAUAUUGGCUCUGAGAGGCAAUGCUUUGAAAGCAGCGAACAUAGGGGAUAGCGGAUUCAUGAUCUUCAGAGAGAAGAAGCUAAUCUUCGUAUCGGCAUCGCAACAGCACCGGUUCAACUGUCCUUUCCAAUUGAUGGAUGGAUUUUUUGUGGAAUUGCCGGUACAGCCAUGGGAGUGCAGAGUGGAGGUUUGGCCGGGAGAUAUCGUGGUGGCCGGUACGGAUGGGUUAUUGGACAACGUUUUCGCGAGUGAGAUCGAGAAGGUUCUAAAAGAGGAAGAACGAGUUGACCCGGGGAAAUUGGCAUGGCGAUUGGCUGAGUUGGCGUUGGGGAACUCGGUUGAUAAGCGUAGAACGACACCGUUCUCGGCUGCGGCUAGAAGGGCGGGGUUGUGGUGUGAGGGAGGGAAGAUUGAUGAUAUUACGGUAAUUGUUGGACACGUUCAAGAAACCAAAGCUAAGUAUUCGCGAAUCUAAACCAACUUAAUGCGCUUUUUUAGCACUUAAUUUAUUUAUGAUUAUCAUACUCAAAAUAUGUAUAUCGUUACUCAUUAUUCUAUUUCUAUAUAUUGGUAGUGUACUUUAUAUAUUUUACUUUCA
This is a messenger RNA of Cucumis sativus (cucumber), 1053 nucleotides long. RefSeq names its product probable protein phosphatase 2C 55. The transcript has a single exon. Lineage: Eukaryota; Viridiplantae; Streptophyta; Magnoliopsida; Cucurbitales; Cucurbitaceae. Bases 115 to 930 code for a protein of 271 amino acids. The record is from RefSeq and is a predicted model, not a curated record.